UCCUUUUGGAAACUGUAAUCUUUAGGUAAAGUUGGUCUUCAAAGUUUGUUUAUUUGUAAUGUUGGUGCUUCUGGAUGGGGUCUUUGAAAUGUACAGCGAUGUAUUAGGGUUAUUUACGAUCAGUGCAGCAGUUAAAUCUUAGUAAUAAUGUGCUGAUGAGCUCUGAACGUUGUGUGAUGUCUGUGCCAGGGAAGGCGAAGAAGGAACGAAAGACGAUCACAAUCGAGAAGAAAAUGGAUGUGAUUCGUCGUAUGGAGUCUGGAGAACGACGAUCCGCCGUGUGCAAAGCUCUGCAUUUAGCCCCAUCCACUGUAUCGACGAUCAUGGGCAAUGUGGAUAAAAUAAAACGUACGUACACGGGUGCAACGAGGUUGUCAUCAUCGAGAACAACUUAUUCACGCAGCGAAGCUAUGGAGGAAAUGGAAAAGUUACUUGUCCUUUGGGUGGAAGAUUCCAACCGAAAUAACGUUCUUGUAACGCAGGCCGUGGUGCUGGAGAAGGCCAAGACGUUAUUUGAUGAGAUAUGCAUGCAGUCAGGUAGCACUGAAACCUUCAAUGCAAGUAAAGGAUGGUUCCAUCGGUUCAAGAACCGUACCAAAAUUCAGAUUACUAAAGUGUCUGGUGAGGCUACCAACAUUAAUGUUGCUGAAAUCUAUCCGUUUGAGUUUAAGCGAUUAAUAGAUGAGGGUACUUAUCAAUCUGACUUGGUUUUCAGUGUGGGUGAAGUGGGGCUGUAUUGGAAGAAGUUACCAAAUGGGAUGUACAUUGCAUGCGAGGAGGAGGUUGAGAGGACGGAUCAUUUGACAUUGUUCUUAGGUGGUAAUGCUUCUGGCACUUUUAAACUCAAACCAAUGUUGGUGUAUCAUUCAGAAGUGAUUAUGAAGGAUUCUGAAAUUCCUGUUCUUUGCCGCUGCAGCGAGAAGCUGAUCUUCAGCGAUUGGUACACCACAUACUUUUGUCCAGAAGUGGCUCAGUUCUGUGCUGUUAACGGUUUACCUCCUAAAGUCAUGCUGGUAUUAGACAAUGCCCCAGGAAACCUACAGGAAACGGAUAAUGAUCAAUUGGAAGUUGAGAUUGUGUGUUUACCACCGCACGCUUCCACUCUUUUGAAACCCUUGGAUCAAGGCGUAAUUGCAACUUUUAACGCGUGUUAUUUACGCGCGAUCUUCAGAGGAAUCGCCGACGCUGUCCAAUCCGACGCAAAAAUCAGCGACCAUUGGAAAUCUUACGAUAUUUUCAAAGGAAUAACGAACAUCGAUUCCGCUUGGGAAGAAGUGUCUCGAUCUUGCAUGAACAGUGCUUGGAGUAAACUGUGGCCUGAAGCGGUUAUUAAUUUUACUGGUUCUGAGUCCAUCUCUGAUAUAAUUGAUGAUAUUUGUGGCAUAUCUAAAUUGAUUGGGAUUGACGUUCAACCAGAUGAUGUUGAGCUGUUACUGAAGAGUCAUUUUGAGCCACCUCCAGAUAAAGAUUUGUUGGAAUUGGCUGAGCAGAAAUUAGAGCAACAGAAGACUGCAGAGGAAGUUGAGGAGUUGAAGCCAACGAGGAUGUUGGAGACGAAACAUGUUCAGAGUUUUCUGGACAAGAUUCGUUGUGCGUUUGAAGAAAUCUGUGAUAAUGAUCCCGAUUGGGAACGUAGCCAUGGCAUCCAAAGCGACGUCAACAUCUUGCUGAAGCCAUACUACAAGAUCUUGGAAGAAAGAAGUGCAAAAUUGCAACAUUCUCCCAGUUAAUAUGUAUGUUAAAUAAAUUAUAGAAAAAACAAUCAUAGAUUUUUUAAAAGUAAUCAUUGUAAAAUGAUUAAC
Nicrophorus vespilloides is the source of this 1802-nucleotide messenger RNA. Its product is annotated as tigger transposable element-derived protein 1-like. Gene Ontology annotation, cellular component: nucleus. The transcript is spliced from 2 exons. Gene Ontology annotation, molecular function: DNA binding. The record is from RefSeq and is a predicted model, not a curated record. NCBI's taxonomy places the organism in Eukaryota, Metazoa, Arthropoda, Insecta, Coleoptera, Silphidae. Bases 156 to 1730 code for a protein of 524 amino acids.